Messenger RNA from Erpetoichthys calabaricus (reedfish), 4250 nucleotides. It is a transcript of the gene foxj1b, whose product is annotated as forkhead box J1b. The record is from RefSeq and is a predicted model, not a curated record. The coding region runs from base 353 to 1825 and encodes 490 amino acids. Gene Ontology annotation, biological process: regulation of DNA-templated transcription. Lineage: Eukaryota; Metazoa; Chordata; Cladistia; Polypteriformes; Polypteridae. The transcript is spliced from 3 exons. Gene Ontology annotation, molecular function: DNA-binding transcription factor activity; sequence-specific DNA binding.
GGCAGAACUAAAAAAAGGCAAUGUCACAGUUCUUGUGCUGUAUUCCCUUCUGACUGUCCCCAGAUUUCACAUGGAUUUACCAUCGGCAGCACUCGGCGGACUCCGGCACCCCUAAAGCUGACUUUGGAUAACGCGCUCGUCUGCUGAUCCUGCACGGACUUUUUCGCCGGCGCUCGUUGAAACUCCGCGCUCCCUCGUCGGCUGCAGCAGGUGAAACACUCAAGAGAUUCCCUUUCUGCCCCACGGAGACUCAAAGAUUCAAGCCGGGGAUUCGGUUUUUUUACGGAGUCCUCCUUUUCUUUUUGUAUUGUCCUUGGCACCGACUGGCAGGGGACUCACCCGCUGAGGGAGAAUGCCCGUCCUGACGAGCCCGGAGAUUGCCAACAGGUUCAAAGAAAAGUGGAUGCUGCUGCAUCCCGAAGACCAGGACAACGUCAACGGCUCGGUGAACUUGGACGACAGCCUGACCAGCCUGCAGUGGCUGCAGGACUUCUCCAUCCUCAGCGCAAACCUCGAGCGACCACCCAGCUCGCACUUGCACCCCCAGCACCAGCUGCUUAACCCCUUCCACCAGAAGCAUCUCCAGCGGCAGGGCGCCGAUGCCCCGGCCAGCCCCCCGGCAGGAGACACGGCCUCCACGGGCAUGCCGGUUCGACUGGGCAACCCGGUGUCCGCCUCGACAUCGGGGGGCGUCCCGUCCGGCUGCUAUGUGAGCCAGCAAGUGGGCCAUUCGGCGACAACCGCGCCGCUGAGCCCGCCCGAGGAGAUCGACUACAAGACGAACCCGCAGGUCAAGCCGCCCUACUCGUAUGCCACCCUCAUCUGCAUGGCCAUGCAAGCCAGCAAGAAGACCAAAAUCACCCUGUCGGCCAUCUACAACUGGAUCACCGAGAACUUCUGCUACUACCGGCACGCCGAGCCCAGCUGGCAGAACUCCAUUCGGCACAACCUGUCACUUAACAAGUGCUUCAUGAAGGUCCCGCGGCAGAAGGACGAGCCUGGCAAGGGGGGCUUUUGGCAGAUCGACCCACAGUACUCUGACAUGUUUGUCAACGGGGUCUUCAAAAGGAGACGCAUGCCGGCCACGCAUUUCAACACUCAGCGGCAAAGCAAGAUGUCUCCUAUUCCGGAAGUUUCCUACAGCCCCCCAGCCAACGUUUACCCCCAGCAGCCGGUUGGCCGGCAGGCGUCGGUGAUGGCCCUGCCUCACAUGUCCGGAGCUCAGCACGUCCACCACAACCAACCGAGCAUCUACAGCCCACCAGUAGAGGCACACCGGGUGGGCAGCAAGCGCAAGCAGCCCUCGCCCAAGAGGAGUGCAAAGGUGGCGCGGGGCUCCAAGUCUCCACUGCUGGCCCCCGAGGUCAAGGAGAUGGAAGCCCUCAAGGGGGAUUUCGACUGGGCGUCCAUUUUUGACGACGUCUUCAACAGCAAUGGCAGCAACUUUGAGGACUUGGACAUUAACGCUGCCCUCAGCUCUCUGGGCUGUGAUCUGGACCUAACUGUGCAGGGACGCCACAUCAGUCCGGCUGCCAAGUGGUGCGGCAGCAACAGUGGCGCGGGUAUUGGCGGGGCAGAGCAGCAGUGCGGCUUCAGCGAGGUCAGCGGCGCUCCUGCCCCCUCGGCCAACGCUGGCUUAUUCCAGUAUGUGCCCCAGCAUUUUGAGGAAUUCACGUUCUUCCCGGAUGCUCAGCAGCGCCACCCAUGGGAGGAGGUCAAGGAGGAGGCGCAGGCCAUGAAUGUGAGUUUCGAGCAGAACUUUAAUUUCUGUGAGAGCUUCUACAACGAGCUGCAGCACUGGGAGCGCGUCGAAGCCUACCUGUGACACCCCCCUGUCACCUCGAUCUCCUUGGCAGGGACUCAGACUGAAGUUUUGCUAUAUUAGCAUCUUACGCUGUGUUGCUCCAGUUUAUUUUCACGUGGAUUUUUUUUGUACCUGCAAAUCUAUGGAGGCCUUCUUGAUCUGAUGACCCCCAACGCCCACCCCCCACCACCACCCCGUGGACUUUUGAGGUCCAGCAGCUGAGGAUGAUAUUAAAAAACACCAUAAGACAGGCCUGUCACAAAGCCAGAGUGCCUGUCACAUGCACGUGACACUUUGAGAAUGUGGCGGGGGGGAUGGCAGACCACCGGCUUAUUGGGGGAAGGCAUUUGGAUGGGCGAUGGCUGACCUCCUACCCACACCAUCAUCUCCUCCUGCUCCUCUGGCUAUCAUCGUCAUUGAGACUGUAGGGAGGACAGUGGCACCUGGUGGUGGGAGGGGCUUGGGGUUGUGUCACACACUCACCCCGCCCACCGCCACCGAGUCAGAAGUGCGCUGUUUACACGAGUGCCAGGGUGGGAGAGGAACUCAUAUGUGGUCUCUGUGUGUCUGUCUGAAUGACUGAGGUGGAGCGGCGGGAGCUGAGCAGCAGGGCUGUGUGAGAGAAGAAAUGGCAUCGGGGAUUGUCUGUCUGUCUGUCUGUCUGUCUGUCUGUCUGUCUGUCUGUCUGUCUGUCUGUCUGUCUGUCUGUCUGUCUGUCUGUCUGUCCAUCUGUCCGUCUGCUCGUCUGUCUAAUUGUGCUACACCAGCAGGAACUGGGCAUCUGCUUCUCUAUGGGUGUCUGUCUGUCUGGCCUGGAAAAUAAUAGCAGAAACCCAAAGUCUGUCCGUCUGACUGAGCAAUGACAGCAGGAACUGAGCACCUGUCCCUCUGUCCUUCUAUCUGUCCUGUCUAUCCGUCUGCCCAUUUACCUGUCCAUCUGUCUGUCUGUCUAGCUGUCUGUCUAUUUGUCAGUCUGCCUAUAAUAGAAAAGCCCAGAGUCAGUGUGUCUGUCUGUCUUCCUGUCUGAUUGAUCAAUAAGAGUAGGAAUUCAGCGUCUGUCUGUCUGUCUGUCUGUCUGAUUGAUCAGUAACAACCAGUAUUUAGCCUCUGUCUGUGUGUCAUAAGAAAUAACCACCUGAAUUCAGUGUCUGUUUGUCUGUCCUGAAUAUAAUAGCAUAAACCCUAAGUCUGUCUGUCUGUCCGACUGAAAAAUUUCCACUGGUCUGUCUGUCUGUUUGUCUUUACUAUAAACUAGCAUUAAAAACUCAGUUUGUCCGUCUGUCUGACAGAUCCUUAACAGCAUUUGUCUGUCUGUCUGUCUGUCUCGUCCUAAGAAGCACCAUCAAAUGUUCAGACUUGGCUUUUGUGGCGGUCUGUCCUAAGAAUAACAGCAAAUGCUCAGUGUCUGUCUGUAUGUCUGUCUGUCUGUCUGUCCUUCAGAAGAAGAAUAGUAAGGGUUGAGUGUCUGUCCACCUGUCUGCUGCUUAGAAAAGUAACAGCGAACAUUAAAAAUCCGUCUGCCUGUCUGUCCAUUGAAAUAACAAAGAGUUCCUGUCUGUCUGUCUGUCUGUCUGUCUGUCUGUCUACCCUGAUGGAUGCUUCAUAACCCAUUGGGUCAGUCAUGCUGCUGCCUGCUCUGCCUGUCCAUCUGUCCACCAGAAGGCCGCCCUCUGCCUCUUUGUGUGCGGUUGUCUUUCUGUCCAUUCAGAGAGAUAGCCCCUUGUGUCUUGUCCGUCUGUCCUCCUGGACUGUGUGAGGUGUGAGGGGUGAAGACGAAGCUCUCGAGGAUGCUGGGCUGGUCUCCUACAUUUUAGGGUGGUCACUUUACUGGGACUGUCACACUCAUGAACUGCUCUGAUUGCACAACUUUUAUAAAAAGUGAAGGAAGGCCAGUUGGCCACAUUGGGACCAGAAUGUCCAGAAGAGAUGUUUAUGGCUGAAGACAACUGUGUUGAAAAGAAGUACUUAAUAAGUAAUGUUAUUAUUAUAAUAAUUAUUAUUAUUGUUAAUAUUAUUGAAGUGGUCAUCCUGUGGCCUAAUAAUUGUAAUGAAGGUCGAUUGUUUAAAGUGGAUCAGACAGGUGGCCACUUGGGCAGCUUGGACUAAAGUUUACUGGCUGAGGUGCUGAGUGCUCAUCCUGUCCUGUAGGGGGAGCUGAGAAGGAAACAGCGGGCACUUCUGUCAGUCUGCUGGUGGACUCUUCAUAUCCUCCCUUCAGUUAGCCUGACCAAAUGACCUAAUGGACUUUCUCUUCUGCUCAGAGACUGUACUGACCGUAAGGUUCAAAUGGAGCUGCUGAAAGGCAAUGCCUUGCUGGACGCUUGACAGUGGGCGUCCGGUGCCCACAUUGAGUGUGGGCAUCGUGUGUUCAAAUGGACUUACUGGGAUUUUGGUUUGACAAACGAGAAAAAUGAAAUGAAGUUUAAUAAACGAAUAAAUCAAAGAA